Selaginella moellendorffii is the source of this 1011-nucleotide messenger RNA. RefSeq names its product inositol-phosphate phosphatase. The record is from RefSeq and is a predicted model, not a curated record. The coding region runs from base 59 to 874 and encodes 271 amino acids. Gene Ontology annotation, molecular function: inositol monophosphate 1-phosphatase activity. Lineage: Eukaryota; Viridiplantae; Streptophyta; Lycopodiopsida; Selaginellales; Selaginellaceae. Gene Ontology annotation, biological process: inositol metabolic process; signal transduction; phosphatidylinositol phosphate biosynthetic process. The transcript has 9 exons.
AUACAUAUAUUAGGGUUUAUUCACAGGUUUUUCAUUUGUAACUGGGACGAAAGGCGCAAUGGGCGUUGUUCGAGAAGAUGAAUUGGAUGGUUUCUUGGAGAUCGCUGUGGAUGCCGCAAAGCAAGCCGGCCAGAUAAUCGCUGGUAGCUUUCACAGCCACAAGAAUGUAGAGCAUAAAGGAAAGGUGGAUCUGGUAACAGAGACGGAUAAAGCUUGCGAGAAGCUUAUUUUUGAGCUCUUGCAAAAGCAUUUCCCGGAUCACAAGUUUAUCGGCGAAGAAACCUCGGCUUUGAAUGGAACCGCGGAGCUAACCGACGAGCCAACGUGGAUUGUUGAUCCGCUGGAUGGCACCACAAACUUUGUGCAUGGAUUUCCUUUUGUCUGCGUUUCGAUCGGCCUCACGAUUGGGAAGGUACCUUCGGUCGGAGUUGUAUACAAUCCCAUACUGAACGAGCUCUUCACCGCUGUCAAAGGAAGAGGUGCCUUUCUCAAUGGCAGCAAAAUCACUGCAUCAUCUCAGGACGAGAUUUAUAAGGCUUUGCUUGCCACAGAGGUUGGAACGAAGCGAGACAAAGCGACUGUGGACGAAACCACUGACAGGAUCAACAACCUUCUUUAUAAGAUUCGCUCCCUGCGCAUGACCGGAUCUUGUGCGCUCAACCUGUGCGGUGUCGCUUGUGGAAGGCUGGAUAUCUUCUACGAGCUGGGAUUCGGAGGCCCUUGGGAUAUCACGGCAGGAGUUGUGAUUUUGCAAGAAGCCGGAGGGCGUGUGUUUGAUCCGUCGGGAGGGCCAUUGGAGCUCAUGUCCCAGAGAAUCGCGGCCACGAAUUCACACCUCCAGGACGCUUUCCUGGAGGCGUUACACAAAGACUGACGAGAACAAAGACGAGUCUCUCUCCAUUCAUUCAUUUACACUUUCAUGGACAAGAGCAAGAAAAACGAUGGCUGAUUUAUAUCUUCAUGUAGAAAGAAACACCACAAAGGAAAGCAAAGAAACAUUCUUUCUCUUCG